UAACUUCCUGUUAAACAAGCAAGGCAAAAGUAAUAGACUGCCCUUUGUCAAAUGAACUAGUUUUCAACUGUCAUGUUGCUUCAAAGCUUUCAGAUUCUUCUUUCACAAUUAUUCUGCCUCAAAGAAUUCAUCUAAGAACAGCUGCACGUAGCUCAUGUUAAUGCUUGAGUUUUGAAACAAUAUGACAACAGAGGUGAAUGACUGGACACUCAUCAUUUUAAAGAAAUGGUCACUUCGUGAAACAACAUUAAUUUACAUUGUUAGGUGAUAAUCUAGUGCCUUGAAAUAUUCUCCAAAGUUUUAAACUCAUUCAGACUCAAUAAUGGAGGGGGACAACAGAAGGCUCCAAGCCACAAAUUUUGAGCAUAAACUGGAACAGCGUGCUGUGAAGCACAGAGAGAUCAGCGAUCGGAGCAACAUGACAUGUUGCCGUAGUCCCACAAGAGAUCUGGACACAAGGUGGAUUAGAAAUGAACUGCAUCGCAAAAGACAGUUUGAGUUUUCAAAGAGAAGACCUGUGGACCAUGGCACAUAUGCACUGUUAUCUUCAGUGCCAAGGCACAAAUACUCCAGGGAAAUCCUGCAAGCACCAGAGCAUAUGACGCAAACCUCAACGUCAAUUAGACGACUCUUGAUAACAAGUCAAAACGCAAAGCUCCAGAGAGAUGGCAUAAACUCUGCAAAGCAGACAGACUUCACAUCUUCACUGAAUAAUGAAAAUUAUCCUGGGCAGAAAUCAGAGGGGGAUGCACCAGACUUAAAUUGUGGUUGGAUUAAAAGGAAUGUGAAAAAAAAGAGAGUUCUGCCACAAGAUAUUAGUCAGCUCUCAAACAGUCAUAAGACAUUACAAACUACUGGCUUGCAGACUGAGUUUGGAUUUGUCACUGUCAAAGAAGCAGAUAUACAACAGUUGGCUGAUUAUUUAGAGGAGGCCUUAUAUAGAGAAGAGGCUCUUAAAAAGAAGCUUGCUGGCCUUCAAAAGAGUGCUUCUACGUUACUGCACUCUACAGAGCUAAUGUGGAAGACUCGCUGUGAUGAGGACUUGCUGAAGAGCAAGAUCAAAGCUCUGGAGGCUCAGCUGCAUGUUUGCAUCAAGAAGGUUCCUCAGGAUGGAAUGAAAAAAGUAGCGCUAAAGAUGGAAAAACAGAGGGAGGAGUAUGAACAGAAAUCUCUGAAGGCUAUUCAGAGGGCAGAAAACGAAAAGGCAGAGGCUCAAAGCAAAAUGGAGUACCUCCAGGGGACGCUGCAGACAACCCAGGCAGAGUCAGAGCACAGGAAGAGGCUGUGUGAGGAGCUGAGAGAGGGUUCAAGCCAGCUCAAGAAGCAGCAAGACCAUAGCACUGAUCAGAUACUACAGUUACAUGGCACCUUAGAGCGCACUAUUGGACAUGAGGGGAUGCUCAGAAAGCAGACAGAAUCUCUUCAACAAGAGAAAGCAGAGCUUCAUUCCUGCCUUGCAGAACUGGAGGAAGAAAACUUCAGCCUGAGAGAACAUCUACAGAAAGUCACAGGAAACAACCAUGAGUGGUGGAAUAAUAACACACCACUCAUGCAUGAAGAAGCUUCAGUACUGGAUCAGCUCAUGAGGACAGAUAACAGUAUGGCCAAACACCUCAGAGAGACAGAACACAGACUCAGAGUGAAAGAAAAAGAGUGCAUGGAGCUGCAGGCAGAGAUUGAGGUCCUGGAGCAGGAGUGUUAUGGCUAUCGGUCUCGAUUGACCCAGUGUCGGGAAGAACUGAAUAUACGGACCACACGCCUAAACAGAACCAGGAGGGGAUGCUGUUGGUCUUGGCUUUGUAUGAGCUUUUUCUUACUGCUAAUGAUGGUUUUGGUGGUGGCAGGCCUAUGGUUGUACCAUCCACCUGCCAGGGAGCAGCUAUGCCAGUUUUACUCUCUCUUGGAACAGUGUAUGGAGGACUACAUGAUACAAGCAGCAUCAGCACAGUGUGGGACCUGUGUUAGACCUGUCUGACAA
Xyrauchen texanus (razorback sucker) is the source of this 1978-nucleotide messenger RNA. RefSeq names its product TRAF3-interacting JNK-activating modulator-like. The record is from RefSeq and is a predicted model, not a curated record. Bases 323 to 1975 code for a protein of 550 amino acids. Lineage: Eukaryota; Metazoa; Chordata; Actinopteri; Cypriniformes; Catostomidae. The transcript is spliced from 15 exons.